CCUUUAAAAGCAGAGCAGAGCUCCUCUCCGCUUGCAUUUGGUGCCGUGCCUGCCGUCAAGGGUUUCCUUCCUCCUCCUCCUCCUCCACUCCACAGCCGCCCAUCGCCAGACCGGAUUGGAUCUAAGCCCAGGUAGCUACCUAUGACAGCCAUACUGCCAAGAACCACCCCAAAGGCGGCGGCGCUGUUACUACGCUCAGUGCCGCCGCACGGUGCUGCUCGGCUCGCACGGUUCUUGGGCUGCGUCUCUGCUGCUUGCAGUAAUGCGGGGAUUGCUUCAGUGGAGUUCGUGCCAUGGCACAAUGGUGGGGGCAUCCUGCACAGGGCUGCGUCCGUUGACCCCACCGUGGUGGUGGAGGCCGGCGCCGUGGUGCACUCUGGUGCUGUCCUUGGUAAGGAGGUUGUCGUUGGGUCUGGAGCUGUGGUUGGGCCUUCGGUGUCCGUCGGGCAGUCGACUAGGAUUGGGUACAAUGUUGUCUUGAGCAAUUGUUCGGUGGGCGAGUUCUGUACUAUCCACAAUGGAGCCUGUAUUGGUCAAGAUGGUUUUGGUUUUUUUGUGGAUGAGGAUGGACAGGUUAAGAAGAAACCACAGAUGCUGCAUGCAAGAAUCGGAGACCAUGUGGAAAUAGGCGCAAACACAUGCAUUGACAGAGGCAGUUGGAGAGAGACAGUGAUUGGAGAUCAUACCAAAAUUGAUAAUCUUGUUCAGAUAGGUCACAACGUGGUAAUUGGAAAGUGCUGCAUGAUUUGUGGACAAGUAGGGAUUGCUGGUUCUGCAACAUUGGGGGCUUAUGUUACUUUAGGUGGUAGGGUGGCGAUUCGGGACCAUGUCUCCAUUGCAUCAAAGGUCCGACUUGCUGCAAAUAGUUCAGUGACAAAGGAUAUUCAGAAGCCCGGUGACUAUGGUGGAUUUCCUGCUGUACCGAUAAAUGAAUGGCGCCGGCAAACUGCUAAGUUGCGCUUGUUUUCAAAGAAAGAUGGUGAGAGAAGAUAGCAUCUCAGCCAUCCCUCGAUGCCAAAUGUGCUGUAACUGAUUUUCUUUUUCCGGGCAUUAGUUACGUUUUUUUUGGUAACUUGACUAGUGAAAAGUUGUAGUAUCCCAUUUUUAACAGAGUUACAUCUGUUUGGCUCAAGGUUCAGAUCACCUGUACUGCAGAACGAGGGGAUUGUUUGUUUCAUUUCAUUUAUUCGAUGAAAUUGGAUGAAUUUUGAUUUGUUUAA
This is a messenger RNA of Phragmites australis (common reed), 1220 nucleotides long. Its product is annotated as probable UDP-3-O-acylglucosamine N-acyltransferase 2, mitochondrial. The record is from RefSeq and is a predicted model, not a curated record. Gene Ontology annotation, biological process: lipid A biosynthetic process. The coding region runs from base 142 to 993 and encodes 283 amino acids. Lineage: Eukaryota; Viridiplantae; Streptophyta; Magnoliopsida; Poales; Poaceae. The transcript is spliced from 11 exons.